Molecule: messenger RNA, 1491 nt
Organism: Daucus carota subsp. sativus
Lineage: Eukaryota; Viridiplantae; Streptophyta; Magnoliopsida; Apiales; Apiaceae
Exons: 3
Coding region: 1-1491 (496 amino acids)
Source: RefSeq, a predicted model, not a curated record
AUGGUCUAUCCCAAUCCUGCUGUGGGGAAAAGCAACAGUUUUAAAAUCAAGCAGAAUUUACUCAUGAGACUACCAGUCUUCCAUGAUCUUCCAACUGAGGAACCUAAUCAACAUCUCUCUAGGUUCAUGAAUAUUGUGGAAAGCAUGGGACCUGACAUGGCAGACCCUCAAAUUCUGAAGAUGAAGGCUUUUCCAUUCACUCUUAACGGAUCAGCUCUUGACUGGCUAGAAGAAUUGCCAGUAGGUUAUAUUACUUCUUGGGAGAAACUGGCCCAAGAAUUCUUGCAGAAAUUCUAUCCAGCAACUCGAGUCAUGAACAUGGGAAGCCAAAUAGCUGGAAUUCAUCAAAAUGCCACUAAAACUUAUGCUGAAUAUUGUACAAGAUUCCAAAAGCUGCAAAAGAGAUGCCCACAACAUGGAUUUUCCAAGGGGAGUCUUCUUCAUUUUUUCUAUCAAGGUCUUCAUGAAGGUGAAAAGAACCUCUUGAAUUCAGCUGCUGGUGGUGCUUAUGUAUAUUUAUCUCAUGAUGCUGCAGAGAAACUAAUUGCUAAGGGAGCUGCUAAUGAACUUCAAUAUGGUAGUCGUGCAAGUUCUGGCACAACUCAGGGAGCUCAAUCUGAUCAAAGGCUUUCAAAUAUUGAGCAGAGUAUUGAAAAAUUGAAUGCAUUACUAUUGAGCGGUAAAGCACCGAAAGCUCAAGUCUGUGGUAUUUGCUCAACUCAGGGACAUUUUACUGAUGCAUGUCCUACAUUGGUUGAACCUAAUUUAGAAUAUGUUAAUGCUAUUGGCUUUGGAAAUCAAGGAGCAAAUCAGUUUUCGAAUACUUACAAUUCAAGAUGGAAGGAUCAUCCCAAUUUGAGGUACGGGGACACUAACAAUGCUUUGAAUGGGUUUCAGUUUCAAAACAAUUCUGCGCCAUCUGGUUUUCUACAAAGGCAGCAAUGCAUUACCAAUUCUCAAGACAUUAGAGAGAUGGAGAAGCAACUUGGGGAUGUGAUAAAGAAAAUUAAUCAAGAACAUGAGCCUGGCCGGUUGCCUAGAACUACACAACCAAAUCUGAAAUUCGAGCAUGCUAACAUCAUUACUACUAAGAGUGGCCGGAAUGUCAUUCCCACUCAAAAGGUAUUGGAAAAUCAGGUUGAUAAGCAUGGUAUCGAAAAAGACCCGACAACUGAAAGAACUUCACACAACAAAUUGGUUGAAGGAAAUGAGAAUUCUCAAGCCAAGGAGGAUAGUCAUGAGAAUGAGGAUGAAGAUGAGAUUGUGCACAACAAUUCUGAGGAGAAACAUACUUCUCCAAUUUCUACUGGUGCGUCAAUUAAUGUUAUGCCAUCUAGCUUAUAUGAGAAAUUAUGUAUUAAAACUGAACUCAAAACAGAUGGUGUUACCAUUUUAUUAGCUAACAGAUCUCACGUUUACCCGAAAGGUGUUUUGGAGGAUGUUCUUGUGCAGGUUGGCAGGUUUCAAUAUCCGGCUGAUUUUUAUAUCUGA